Molecule: messenger RNA, 1184 nt
Organism: Tuber aestivum (summer truffle)
Lineage: Eukaryota; Fungi; Ascomycota; Pezizomycetes; Pezizales; Tuberaceae
Source: the annotation of a GenBank genome assembly
AUAUUCUCUGCAGUAAGUUGCUAGUUAUUACUGUACUCUCGAUAUGGUCCACGGGCAAAUAUAGUACGGUAGGUACAGUGCAGUACAGUGCAGUACAGUAAAUACGCACACCUACCCAAAAAAUGCAAGAAGAAGAAGAAGAGCAAGAGCGCUGAACCGUGAUAACGGUAUCGACGGCAUAUACCCAAAAACAAGGUUUUCGGAAUCAUUACCUCCCCUCGCACAGAAGGCCGUACGAGUACAGUACUGUACGGUAUUUCGUUCCCCCCCCCACAAUUUGGAACAAAAGGAACAGGAACAGGAACGAGGAAACGCCCCCCGAUCUCCCCAACCCCAUCCAUCGGGAAGAAACCAACAACGAGAAAACGCGCAAUUUCGCAUCACCUAACUUACCCCCACCCCCCCCUUGUUAACAGUUGGUACUCGUACUGUAUGAUUGGGCUCUCCACAAAUCUCAGCGAAGGAAGGGGAAGAAGAAGAAAAAGAAAAAGAAUCCUGGAGAUCUCCAUAGCUGUUUGCUUUUUUUUCCCUUUCUUUCCCAUGUUUGCGCUUUAUCGGUUCGUUCAACUUACCGGUAUUGGGUUGUUAUACCUGCUAUAAUACAAUUACUGUAGUACGGUGCUACACCCGAGAACAGUACGAGUAUUAUAAUGUCUGUCCGUGCAGACAUUGAAGGGGGUAUCUGUAUCAUAGCGCUCACUCAUGCAUUACAGUAAGUGUAGUUAGCUCUUGGGCCGAAGCUUGCGGUAACUGUGCGAGCACGGUACUCCAAGAGUGUCAGCAGAUCCCGUUCACCGCGCAUGGCUCGCUUCCUCUGCCUCUUUUGUUUCGUCUAGUCUACCGUACCGUGUUGGGCUGGGCUGGGCUGAAGAAUACUCGAAUACUGUACGGCACUUCACUGCAUUGUACUCGUAUGGGCGCCGUAUCAUAACACAAGAAAGAAAAAAGAAAGAGGAAAAAAGCAAAUCACGAUAUUAGGAUUGUGGUAUGAUAGGGGGGGACGGAAAGGGAAAGGAGAAGGAAAUAUAGUCCGGCGCUCGAGUACGGUACGGUACUCGUACUGUACUGUAUUUCACAAUCUUAGAUCACCAAGAACCGAGUGAAGUUUGAAAAUGGAUGGUACUGUGAUGCGGGGUGUGAGGCAGGUGGGUAGGCCCAGUUGAGAAUGCAAUUCUUCAAUUCAC